CCCUAGUAAAACCCCUUCCGUCUAACACCGCCUCUCUUCAGUUCUAUGUCGCCUCCACUCCUCCUCUUCCUCCUCUGUCCUCAGCCCAAUACUUUCAAUUAAUAGUUAUCUCAAUCGGAUUAUCUAUCUAUCGAUCCAUCUAUCCAUCUAUCUAUCUAUGCGUGCGUGUGUGCAUCUGCAUGAGUAGUAGAUUUAGAUCCUACUGAUUCAAAUAAUACUGAUCGGUUCAUUCGAACGAACCCCUGAAGAAUUAAACCGCACGUACCUCCCUAACUUUAACAAACAGAAAGAAGACUCCGUUGGGUACCGACAUGGUCGUGAACGACUAUGCGAGGCCCUUGAAGCGGAUGAAGAGGAGAGUCACAGCAGAUCUAUACGAUUUUCUCAACUUCACUGUCGAAGCCAACGAGCCCUCUGGUGAUCCCUUCCGUUUGAGAAUCUCCAGCUUCCUGUCCAGGCAUGCCCGCCUGACCUUCGCCCCUUCUCUGUUCUCCUCCAUCGUGGCAUGGCAGAUCCUCUUCCGCAUCGGAGACCUGGACUCGUCGACGGCAGUGGUGGCCCUUGACAUAGUCGAGGAGGAUGUUACCCGUUCCAGAUCUGUCUAUUGUGACCAGUGCCGAGUCGUUGGAUGGAGCAGUCAUCCGGUGUGCAGAAAGCGAUACCAUUUCAUAAUAAGAGCUGAGGAGUCCAGUCCGACAUCUCGCAGUUCCUGUUCUACAUGUGGCAAUAUGCUACAGCUACCCGAUACCAGUUGCAAGUGUUGCAACUCAACAGUUACACCAGAAGAUCUUGAAGACUGGGUGUAUUCGCAGUUUGAAGAUAACACUCAUUAUCUGCAUGGCUUAAUUCAUUCGAAUGGCUUCGGACACCUACUCACUCUCAACGGCCGAGAAGGUGGCUCCAAGUUCUUGUCUGGAUCUGACAUCAUGAAUUUCUGGGACAGACUUUGCGGAAUGCUCUCAGUGAGGAAGGUGAGCGUCAUGGAUGUAUCCAAGAAAUAUGGGAUGGAGUAUCGGCUACUGCACGCAAUCACUAAAGGCUACUCAUGGUAUGGGAAUUGGGGCUAUGAGUUCACUGCUGGCAGCUAUGCUCUAACAGUGGACACGUACAAAAUGGCAACUGACACACUCGCUUCGAUGCCUUUAUACCCCCUUAUGUUCCAGCGGCGCAAACCUCGAACACCUCUGCAAACUCUCAUCGGCUUUUACAAGGCAAUGUCGGAGACUGAACUCCUCACACUGAGAGAUCUCUUUUCCUUCAUGUUGAGCCUCAUCCGAGAGUCAGAUGCGCAGGAGUCCUCCACGAAGAGGUCUGCUGCUGGUGGCUCAAAUUUACUUUGUCCUUGGACGAAGGGUGAUGUCAGUUGCGUGGAACAAGCUAUGUUGAAGGUGUUGCAGGCAGCAUCCGGGACAGGUCAUUGGGUGACAUGGCAUGCUCUUAAAGGGGCUCUGCACAAGUCAGCAUCUUUAGAACUCCUUGAUUACUGUCUCAAACACUUUGGUGAGAGAACACUGGCUUCUGACAUCAAUAUGAUGGUCCAAACUCGUCUAAAUCCAAUUUCUGGUGUUGUUGAGUUCAGGCUUGCAGCUCCUAGUUGGGAUCAUCGUGGAGCAUGCACUAGUCCAAGAUGCCCAUUGAAAGAACACGUGGUUCGUGAUCUCAAAUUCUUGUAUGAUGCUCUUGUCCACCCAGGAAGUAUGCUGGAGUAUAGGCCUCUAGCUGCUAGACAGCGUAUGCACGAUUCUGCGGUGAAGCUUCUUGACUGCAAGCACUUCAUGAAAGAUUACACAACUGAUCAGAGGAACACGAUGAAUCCCUUUGCCAUUCGUCUUUUGUGUCAUGUUGAGCUCUCCGAUCAUCCCAAAGAGGAACCCCUACUUCCUCCAGAGCUAGUUGUCCUGCCUCCGAAUGCCAGUCUUGCUGACCUUAUAGAUGAGGUCACAACAACUUUCCGAGAUGUGUAUGUCAUGUUUAGGAGGUUCCAUGCUGAGUCGCUACCUGAAUAUGGUCAUAUAGAGAAAACCAUCUCUUUGAAGUUGUUAGUUGGGUUGAAAGGUUCCAUCCAAGUCAGAGGAAGAUGCCCUUCAAAGCAUGGGCUAAGCCGCUAUAGGAUGGAGCGGGGGACCGAGAGCUGGAUCGUUGAUUGUGUGUGCGGGACUAAGGAUGAUGAUGGGGAGAGGAUGCUGGCUUGUGAUGCAUGUGAGAUUUGGCAGCAUACAAGGUGUGCUGGGAUUGACAAUUCUGAUCCUGUUCCUGCCAAGUUUGUGUGUCAUAGAUGCAGGAAUAGAGAGGAAACAGCAGCCUUGGAUGGGGAUAAUUCAGUUUCUCUGUCCUGCACAACUUGCAGAGUUGAAGUAAUGGUGGCUGAUAAGAAGACUGCUGCUGCUAACCUAACUUUUGGUGUACCUUAAAUGUAUAGAUUAUCUGUAUGUGUGCAGUUUUUUCCCCCAUUUUUUAGGGUUAGGGAUCAAACUGAUGGUGACUGAAGCUAAUCAGUGAAUCACCUGCUGGUAUAAAUAUUUGUUGUACAUGAAUUACCUUUUCUUUUUUAUGAAUAGUGGGAUCAAACUGA
Molecule: messenger RNA, 2572 nt
Organism: Punica granatum (pomegranate)
Lineage: Eukaryota; Viridiplantae; Streptophyta; Magnoliopsida; Myrtales; Lythraceae
Source: RefSeq, a predicted model, not a curated record